This is a messenger RNA of Cryptomeria japonica (Japanese cedar), 1345 nucleotides long. RefSeq names its product bifunctional bis(5'-adenosyl)-triphosphatase/adenylylsulfatase FHIT. The record is from RefSeq and is a predicted model, not a curated record. The transcript is spliced from 5 exons. The coding region runs from base 327 to 950 and encodes 207 amino acids. NCBI's taxonomy places the organism in Eukaryota, Viridiplantae, Streptophyta, Pinopsida, Cupressales, Cupressaceae. Gene Ontology annotation, molecular function: catalytic activity.
GUAAGAACUUCCAAGUCCAUUUUAUAUAUUCUGCUUGAAAAUAUUCCUAUGUCCCAUGCUUUACCUACUGCAAAUUUUUUAAUUCCUCCCUGGAUGUCUUUAGCCAUUGAAUUCUCUCACGCAGCAGGCCAGAAGCUCGUAAGCAAAAUAUCGUACAAGUUGACGAUAAUAUAAAAGGACAUAAUCUGGCAACUGAGACGGUGCAAACCAGAGGCCUGCAAAUCGACGGUGACUACAGUAGAAAUGAGACGCACAUGAGUUGCCUUUGUUUUGCGGCCUAUGCAACUACAAAGAUCCAGAAUUUGUGUUUUGAGAGGUGCGUGUAAAUGCUUGCAUUAAACACACUUCGACCAUAUAUUCUCUCUUCCUUCCACGUUGCUUUGCGCUCCUAUAGAACCCCUUUUCUUUCUUGUCGAUUGCCCAUUCACACGUUAACUUCAUCUUCAGUUUCAGCCAUGGACAAUACUCCUGAAUAUACUCAGGACUCGUACGAUUUCGGGCCUUACAAGAUAGAUAAGAGCGAGGUCUUCUACACAACCGAGCUGUCCUUUGCUCUGGUCAACCUCAGGCCCGUUGUACCUGGACAUGUCCUAGUGUGCCCGAAAAGAAUGGUGAAGAGAUUUACAGAUCUGACUAAGGAAGAAACGACUGAUCUGUGGCUUUCAGCACAACAUAUAGGUAGCAAGAUUGAGUCUCACUUCCAAGCUUCUUCACUUACAUUUACAAUCCAGGAUGGUCCUCAAUCAGGUCAGACAGUUCCUCAUGUUCACAUUCAUAUUCUUCCGAGGAAGGUUGGUGACUUUGAGAAAAGUGAUGAAGUUUAUGACGUGAUUGAUGAGAAAGAGGUAAAAUUGAAAGAGAAGCUUGAUUUGGACAAAGAAAGGAAAGACCGCUCUAGAGAUGAAAUGGUUGAAGAAGGAAAUGAACUCCGAGCACUUUUCUGUGUUUGAUAUUAGUCUGUCAACAAUUUUAUUCUGACAUAAUGCUACUCUCUAAGUUGGCACUUGGUUCUAGAUUCUGUUUUGGGAAUGCACUUUAAGAAAUAUUAUGAGGUUAUGGUGUUGGAAAUAACUAUCAGGCUUUGGAAGAGUACGAUUUUAUUUGCAAAAUAAGCAUUAUUCUGGGGGUUUCAUUUAAAAGGAUACAUAUUUUCAAAGGUCACUGAAAUUUCCAAAGAAAGAAAGUUAAAAUUAAGUCUGAUUUCUACAUUUAAGCUUUGAUAUUUUGAUUUCUAGGUAACUUUCUAGGAAAAUAAGUUCUUCAUUUGUGAGAUGAAGUUACAAAUAUUUUUCUGUAAAUCUAACUGGGCAAUAAAUGAUAAGCAGUUCAUUAUUUGAGGAUGGCA